AUGUUGUUGACUGGAUUGUCUUCUGUUUAUUUAGGUUGGAGUACUGCUGCCGGCAUUGCAGGGAAUGUCUUUGCCUUUGUGUUGUUUCUGUUACCAAUACCAACAUUUAAGAGAAUUGUCAUAACCAAGUCAACAGAACAAUUCUCUGGAUUGCCUUACAUAUAUGCACUUUUGAACUGCUUGAUAUGCUCCUGGUAUGGCUUGCCUAUAGUCAAGACUGGUAUUAUACUGGUGGCUACAGUCAAUUCAGUCGUGGCGGUUUUCCAGUUAGUCUACUUGAGCAUGUUCAUUACAUACACUGAAAGAGCGAUUAAGCUGAGGAUGAUGGGAUUGAUAGCGGCAGUUGUUGUUGUGUUCGCGUUCGUUGUCUUUGUGGGCUUAGGACUUUUAGACUACGAUGAGAGGCAAACGUUUGUCGGAUACUUGAGUGUUGCUUCGCUCAUCUCAAUAAACUGGUCAAGGAGUGUUGAGUUCAUGCCAUUCAAUCUUUCUCUCGCGACUUUUCUGAUGAGUAUCUCUUUCUCUGCAUAUGGAGUGUUCAAGAAAGACCCUUUCCUCUAUAACCCAAAUGGUAUUGGAACAAUUUUAGGGCUUGUCCAAUUGGCUCUGUACUCCUACUACAACAAUGUAUCCGGAGAUGCCUCAAGAGAACCGUUGAUAGUUUCGUACGCCUGA
Messenger RNA from Malus domestica (apple), 675 nucleotides. The record is from RefSeq and is a predicted model, not a curated record. Lineage: Eukaryota; Viridiplantae; Streptophyta; Magnoliopsida; Rosales; Rosaceae.